This is a messenger RNA of Lasiodiplodia theobromae, 2565 nucleotides long. Its product is annotated as Poly RNA polymerase cid13. The record is from RefSeq and is a predicted model, not a curated record. Gene Ontology annotation, biological process: RNA 3'-end processing. Lineage: Eukaryota; Fungi; Ascomycota; Dothideomycetes; Botryosphaeriales; Botryosphaeriaceae. Bases 1 to 2565 code for a protein of 854 amino acids. The transcript has 2 exons. Gene Ontology annotation, molecular function: RNA uridylyltransferase activity.
AUGAGCGCGCUACCUCUGGAGGACCAGCUGAGGUCCAUGAUUCUGAAGAAUAGUGGUCCUUCAGACAGUGGUCCACCCUCGUCAGACGGCCAACUCCCCAUUUCAAGCGACAACUCCUCAGCGGCACAGGCCACCCCUCAGCGCUCUCCACAGCACCCGCUCUCGCAACCGCGCACUGGACGUUAUUCAAACCGACCGCAAUCACAGCAGCUUCCCCCAGGUUCUGCAGGCUCACCCCAUCAAAUCCGCCACAGCCCGCACCAUGGACGCGGCCAAUCAGGCCCCGGACGCCCGUACUUUGGUCAAGGAUCUCCUCAGCAACGCCAGCAUGGCUUUCCCUCGCCUCAUGCCAGCCCUGGUUAUGUUCCACCCCACAUGCGUAACCGCAGCAGUGAAUGGCACCAGCAAAGAGGAGGCUUCCAUCAAUCCAGGGCAUCUUGGCAGCCCCAACAGCAGCAGGGACCUCACUUCAGCCCUUCCGCACCAGGCGUGCCUCCCAACUCAGGCAACUUUGGCUCUCCACACGGCUACAAGCAGGGUGCCCCGGGACCUCCCCCCUUCCAGAUCCUGCAAAGACCGAGCCCGAGCGGACCCGUGAAUGGUCCAUUCCGCCCUGGACCCCCGCUUUUCAAUCCCAACCAGCGUUAUCAGCAGCAUCAACUCCAACUCCAAGAAAAGCUUCAGGCACAGUGCAGGUAUCUGGGCAAUCUUGCUGCGAUUGAAAUCCCGAAGGUUGCUAUGACCGAUGCCGAGCUGAAGGAGAAAGAUGAUUUCAUUCUGAGACUUCAGCAAAUAUGCCAGAGCGAGAUAGGCGCUUUCCCUGAAGUUCCAAGCAUUCAGUUUAAGUGCUUUGGGAGCGUAGGUACUGGUUUCGCUACGAAAGGUUCCGAUAUCGAUCUGGCCGUGGUUACAGAGAACGGCGAUGAUACGGAGUUGGCGCAGAAGUUUGGACCCCGCGCUCUGGAGAAAAUUUUCCUUGAUCAUGGUUUUGGUGCCCGCCUUCUUACGAACACGCGUGUCCCUAUCAUCAAAUUCUGCGAGAAACCGUCAGCAGAGUUGCACGCGAAUCUAAUUGCGGAACGCAAGAAGUGGGAUGAUCUCCCCGAGGAGGAAAAGAAAGCUCUCCUAGAAGGCGGCAGAAAGUCUCCUGAUGAUGAAAAGGCGGCUGAGGACCCCGAGGGUGCAGAUGCUGCAGUUGGCGAAGAAUCACCAACACUGAAGGACGAUAACGCGCUUCACCCGGACAAGAAGACACCGUCGAGACGGAAGAAAAGCGGUAGCCCCACUGCGGCAUCCUCAGCCAAGGACGAUAGUAAUGAUACUACACAUAAGGAGGUGCCUACAGCAGGUGGUGAGAAAGCGGCGUCUCAACCAGAUCCUAACGGUCAGGAACAAGUUGCUGGAGAUGAGUCCGCUGCAGGCCAGAAGCGCGACCGCCGUCCGGAGAAGCCGUGGUUGCGUGAGAAACCAAUGGGGCCGCUCGAUUUCCCGAAGGACGGCGUUGGCAUUCAGUGCGACCUCAACUUCGCUGGUCACCUGGGCAUCUACAAUACGAGGCUCCUCCACUGUUACGCAAUCAGCGACCAGCGCAUUAGAGAUAUGGUGAUAUUCGUCAAGGCUUGGGCCAAAACGCGCAAGAUCAACAGCUCAUAUAAUGGCACCCUGUCAUCUUACGGUUACGCCCUGAUGGUUUUGCACUACCUCAUCCGAAUCCCCGAGGAGCCAGUUACCCCCGAUCUGCAACAGUUGACUAACUUUACCGCAAUUGGCCAGUCUCCGGAGGUAGUAGACGUCAUAUGCAACGGACAUGUCGUCAAAUUCCUUGCGGACAAAGAGUACAUCCUUGAAAAGGCCCACAAAGGACAGUGGACGUGCAACAAGGAUUCGCUAGGCUCGCUGUUGAGAGGCUUCUUCCGAUACUACGGAUGUCCUGGAGUGCCCGAUCGUGUUGGAGGUUUCCAUUGGACGCGUGACGUGAUCACUUUUGGUCAGCGGAAGCCCCAAGAAAGGAUGGUCACGAAAGAGGAGCUGGGUUGGACGAAGGCGCGCGUGGAAAAGGCUAGCAAAAAAGAGGUCCGCCACCGCUACCUUGUCUGCAUCCAAGACCCCUUCGAACUCGACCACAACGUCGGCCGCACGGUCAACCACCAAGGCAUCUGCGCCAUCCGCGAGGAGUUCCGCCGCGCCUGGCGGAUCCUCGACGAUGAGGCCAACGGCCGCCCGCACAAGGACCUCUUCGCAACUGUCGAGGACGACCCGCCGCCGCCACAGUUCGUCGGCGGUGGCCAGCACAGGCCGACCCCAAGUACUGCCACAACCGACCCGACGACGGACCCUUCGACGAUGGCGGCGACUCAGCGAGGUGGCGAACCUGGCACUGCCCCAUCUGUCGGCCACGCCGACGCUGGCGUAGAGACACUUGUUAGAAAGGGCAUCGUCUCGACCGUCGACGGUGCGAGGCGACCCUCUGCUGCGGGUAACGGUGCGAACGGCUUCGGUGCGGAGGCCAUCGCUAAGGUGAACGGGAAGCUGGCCGAGGCGGCGAAGAGGCAAGCCUCGACUUAA